CACAGACCUGGUGCUCCGGCCGUUGUUGUCAUGGAUUCGCCAGGUGUGUAUGCUGAGCCACGUGUGCGCAGCAGAGGGUCAGGCAGCAGUGCAUCGCCGCCACAGGGUCCGCAGCAAGUUCGGAGCCGUGCGGGGUCCGCAGGGUCCUUCCACUUGAUGGAAGUAGGCAAAAACGGGAAGUCCAACCAGGGAUCACCGGACCUGGCCAUGAAGCCACCACCAGAGACAGCAGGUCCCUGGAGCUUGGACCAUUGGCGCAAGGGCAAUCGCCAAAGCUGGGCAGAACAGAUGGAGAGUGAAGAAUCCCCGGCAGCUGCUCCAGUUUCCAAAGGUGAUAUGGAUGAACAGUUUGACCCAGAGUAUUUCCUGGGUGAAUGGUUGGAUAACUUGGGCCACAAGAUCGUGGUGUCCCACGCCUCCCAGCGCUUCCGCAACCAGCGGCCCGGCCGCAACCAGCCCCGGAUGUCGUUUAGGGCCAACUUGCAGAAGGAUGGCGUUCCAGAUAAGAGAUUUACCAUCACCCUGGACCGUUGGCAACAGUGGCGUUGCGGAAAUGGCACUUUGGUACAGGAGGAGAGCAACCAGGAGUUCUUGACCUGGGAAGCAGAGGAUGGGCGAGUCAGCAACUGGGAACGACCUGUUCCAGAGGGUCCCGUGUAUUUUGAUCCGCCUCCUGAAUGGAACGAAAACGACUGGGGCAACGCCAUGCCAGACGGGGGCUAUGGCCAGUGGGUUGCCAUCGAUGUCACGGAGUUGCCACAGGAUUGGAACUUCAACGGAUUAAACGCGACGUUUAAUCCACAAGCGCCUGAGUUCGUCCCAUCCAACGCCUCCACGUCCUGCGAGCGCAUCUCGCGCAAGGCCUACGCGUCACCAAAGGGAACUCCGAUCUUAUCUCCGGCCGUUGGUCCAGGUUGGGGCCGCACUCCUACUCCGUCACCGAUGAUCCGACCAUGUGGCUCACCUCUCUUACAGGGCCUUCCAGAUUUGGGCGACGCCGUUCCCGACUUCUCGAACUUCACACUUCCAGCAGCUAUUGAGUUGCAGCUCGUAGAAGAAGGCUCGGAUGCCUUGGUCUCGGGCUCUCGCUUUGAUUGGACCGUGGCGGAUCCCUGGAGAGAACUCUGCAAGUUCCCCAAGGACUCCUGUGUGAUGUCACCGACCUUCAGCAUCCAGGAAGGUCACAUGCAACUGUCCUUCUACCCCAAUGGAAGUCGUGAAGCCGAGCCAGGGCACUGCUCCGUGGCUUUGUCGCGCGGUCCCGACUCGCCGGGAAUCAAGUUUGAAUUCUCGGUCAACGGCCGCUCCACAGGGCCAAAAGUGUGCUUGGGACGACGCUACCUAGGUGAUUAUAUCAAGCCCUUCGAGGAUGACGGCAACAGCUCCCAAGUGGUCGUGUCCAUAAAUGUCUUGGAACUGAUUCCAGGCAGGUGAGCGUUGCGCGCGACCUUGCUGGCCAGCAGCCAUAGUUCGGAUGGUGGAUGGGA
Messenger RNA from Cladocopium goreaui, 1487 nucleotides. Lineage: Eukaryota; Dinophyceae; Suessiales; Symbiodiniaceae. The record is from the annotation of a GenBank genome assembly.